Arabidopsis lyrata subsp. lyrata is the source of this 1705-nucleotide messenger RNA. RefSeq names its product putative F-box protein At1g58310. Lineage: Eukaryota; Viridiplantae; Streptophyta; Magnoliopsida; Brassicales; Brassicaceae. The coding region runs from base 353 to 1477 and encodes 374 amino acids. The transcript has 4 exons. The record is from RefSeq and is a predicted model, not a curated record.
AAAAAAAAAGGUUAAAUUUUAAAAAAUUGGAUAGAGAAGACAGACGAUAAGAAACUGAUAUAACUUGAUUAGACUCUUGAGAAAAAUCUUCCUUUCUUUACCACAGAGAUCUCCAAAAUCUUAGGACUUGACAACACACAAAAAGAAAAUCCAACAUUGGAACUAACCUAUCCCGCCAAAUUAUUAGGGCUACCAUUACCAAAACCCUAAUUUACAACUUUCACUUCACUUUGCCUAUAAAUCCUCUAAAUCCGGUUUCUUCCGAAGCACAUUAAAACUCAACAGUUGCGUAAUUUCUGGUGACCUCUGCUUCAAACCCCAAGCAGUAAGUGGUGAUUAGCAUUCGAAAAAGAUGAAUCUUGAAUUUGAUGACUCAAAGCGUAUGCAUCAUGGAGUGACAAAACAAGAAAGGGAUAAGAUUCUUCGACGUUUUAUAAAGUGCGUGGAUGGUAAAUUGGCUUUGCAUAAAAAUGUUCCUUUGAACAGAUUCUCCAUCAAGUGUAAAGACGAUGUUGGACCAGCUCCUGUCAUUGGUUGGAUAACCAAUGUGUUGAAACGUCGUGUAUCAGAACUUGCUCUAGACAUCUCUUCUUGUUGGGAUUGGCCUAUGUCUACAGCUAUUGAUGGGUGCGGUACAAUGGUUCAAGAAUUUUGGGAAUCUUGCUCUGUAUCUAGCACAAGCCUCAAAAGACUAACGUUGCGUUUUAAUCAAAUGUUCUUUGAGAAUCACAAGAAUGUGUCGUUUGAUACUCCCAAUCUCUUGUACUUGGAGUAUUCUGAUGUUAUUGCUGACAAGUAUCCUAAAGCGAAUUUUGAUUCGCUUGUUGAAGCUCGUCUCGAUCUUCAAAUGACACAUGAUCAGAUCCAUAAAGCAAAAUUUUCAGAGGAUGAUUUAAUCAAGCAUGAAGGGAUGGUUGGCAAUGCAACUGUUUUUUUUAUUGGAAUUUGUAAUGUUAAGUCCCUCUACUUAUCUGACAACACUCUUGAGGUACUCUGUUUCUGCUGUGAGCCAAUGCCGGUUUUCAACAACCUGAUUCAGUUAACUGUUAAGACUGACCGACUUGUGGGAUGGGAAUCAUUGACCGCUCUGCUCAAGAACAGUCCAAAUCUAGAAACCCUUGUCUUUGAAGGACUUCUCCACAGAUAUGAUAUGAAAUGUCGAAGUGACGAGUGCCUGUGCAAACCUUGGGAGGAGGAGGACAUUCCCACUUGUCUAUCAUCAAGUCCUGUGAAGGUAUUAAAGAUAAUGAAGUUUGGAGAUAUCUAUGAAGAUGAGGACAUGGACAAAAUGAUGGACCAAGUCGAGUACUUCCUUGAGACAAUGCCGAAUCUUGAACAUCUUAUAAUACAUUACGAAACAUCUAUUGACGAAGAUGUGGAGGAAGUAUUAAGCCAAUUUCAGAUGGUUCCUAGAGAAGGUUUAACCGAGUGCAGGAUUCAAGUAAUCUCUGAGAAUCUUGACUUGUCAUCUAAUUAAGCAUCAAGCAUGUUUCCUUUUUCAUCGGUGAAAUGAAUUUCUCGUAUUUUGAAAGAACUUUUCUGGUUUCUUAAGCUCUUUAGGACUCACUCAUGUCUCUUUUUACCAUGUCAAAGCCAUGAGUGUGUCUCGGCUUUAAGUUUGUAAUAGUAUCUAUGACUUGUUGUAUUAAUGCUUUUGUCGGUUGGACCAACAACGUUAACUUAAUGUUUUAGUCCUUUUUUUUUU